CCAACCGAGUCAGCAGUUUUAGUUUGACGACGAGAAGUUAACCACCUGGAGACACUAAUUCGUAGUUUUCUAGGAGUGCUACGCAUAAAAUAAUUAGGAAAAAACCAGAGAAUCCAUUGAAAAUAAAUAAUGUACGGUAUUGAUAAUUACCCCAAGAAUUAUCAUGCCAGUGGCAUUGGACUUGUCAAUUUGGCAGCUUUGGGCUACAGCAAGAAUGAAGUCAGCGGCGGGAACUCGGAGAGCGCAAAGCCGAAGGCAGGGCUCUACCCUUCGCUGCCAUACCCCUCAUCCGAGUCCGUGGGUGGCAUGCCAUAUGUUGUAAAGCAGCAGGCGAGUCACUCACAGAAUGCCUCGUACCCGGGAAUGAGCGUCGGGAUGAGCAUGCCAACGACUGGACCAUCGGCCCCGUAUGCAAGUGCCGCGCCAUAUCCAGGUGCCGCACCAUAUCCAGGAGCCGGUCUGUAUCCCAGUUUACCGUCUGCAUCUUCAUCGUUGCCGUAUCCAUCUGCGCCCCUGGCACCAUAUCCCUCGUCGAUGCCGUACCCGAGCAUGCCACAACCUGGACUUCCGUAUCCAUCCGCUCCACUGGCCCCGUAUCCAAAUGCGAAUACUGCAUUUCCGAGCAUGCCAAUGCCUUACGCCCCCCUGCCAACAAGUCCAGCUCCCCAGCAGGCUGGCGGGUUCCCGUCCUUGCCUUACCCGACAGCGCCGCCACCAGCCAGUGCGCCCACACAAGAGGAGGAGCCGUCUGUGGGAAUUGCCGAGCUGAGCUUCACCAGCGUCAAGGUGCCGGAGAAUCAGAAUAUGUUCUGGAUGGGCCGCAAGGCUACUAGCACCCGGCAGACAAGCAUUCGAGGCGAUGACUUUGCUUCGCUCCGCGAUUCCUGCGUGAUCAAUGGGACGAUGUUCGAGGAUCCCGACUUCCCGGCCAACAAUGCCUCCUUAAUGUUCUCCAAGCGUCCCGAUCGCUACAUUGAAUGGCUUCGCCCGGGCGACAUUGUGGGCGAUCCCCAGUUCUUUGUAGAGGGCUACUCAAGAUUCGACGUCCAGCAGGGCGAGCUGGGAGAUUGCUGGCUUUUGGCCGCUGCGGCGAAUCUCACUCAGGACUCCACGUUGUUUUUCCGCGUCAUCCCACCGGACCAGAGCUUCCAGGAGAACUAUGCCGGCAUAUUCCACUUCAAGUUUUGGCAGUACGGCAAAUGGGUGGAGGUGGUCAUCGAUGAUCGCUUGCCCACCUACAACGGCGAGCUGAUCUACAUGCACUCCACGGAGAGGAACGAAUUCUGGAGUGCCCUGUUAGAGAAGGCCUACGCCAAGCUACAUGGCUCCUACGAGGCUCUCAAGGGUGGCACCACUUGCGAGGCAAUGGAGGACUUCACCGGCGGCGUUACCGAAUGGUACGACAUCAAGGAGGCUCCACCAAAUCUAUUCAGCAUCAUGAUGAAGGCCGCCGAACGUGGCUCGAUGAUGGGCUGCUCCCUGGAGCCGGAUCCCCAUGUCCUGGAGGCCGAGACACGCGAGGGUCUGAUUCGUGGACACGCGUACUCCAUCACCAAAGUCUGCCUCAUGGAUAUAUCGACGCCGAAUCGCCAGGGCAAGAUGCCAAUGAUCCGAAUGAGGAAUCCAUGGGGCAACGACGCUGAGUGGAGCGGUCCGUGGAGUGACAGUUCGCCCGAGUGGCGUUUCAUUCCAGAGCAUGUAAAGGAAGAGAUUGGUUUGAACUUUGAUCGCGACGGCGAGUUUUGGAUGUCCUUUCAGGAUUUCCUGAAUCACUUUGAUCGUGUGGAGAUCUGCAACUUAAACCCGGACUCGCUGACGGAAGAUCAACAAAUCAGUUCGCGCCGGAAGUGGGAGAUGUCGAUGUUUGAGGGCGAAUGGACCUCGGGAGUGACGGCCGGCGGAUGCCGCAACUUCUUGGAGACGUUCUGGCACAAUCCGCAGUACGUAAUUUCGCUAGAGGAUCCCGACGACGAGGAUGACGACGGUAAGUGCACAGUCAUUGUGGCCCUGAUGCAGAAGAAUCGUCGCAGCAAGCGCAAAGUGGGCAUCGACUGCCUCACCAUUGGCUUUGCCAUCUACCAUCUCACGGACCGCGACCUUCAGGUGAAGCCGCAGGCUCUGAACUUCUUCAAGUAUCGCGCCUCGGUGGCACGUUCUCCGCAUUUCAUCAACACGCGAGAGGUGUGCGCCCGCUUCAAGCUGCCGCCUGGACACUAUCUGAUCGUGCCCUCGACCUUCGACCCCAACGAGGAGGGAGAGUUUAUCAUUCGCGUCUUCUCCGAGACAAUGAAUAACAUGGAGGAGAAUGACGAUGAGGUCGGCUUCGGAGAUACAGACGAUCGCAUUGCUCCCGCUUUGCCGCCACCCACCCCCAAGGAAGAGGAUGAUCCUCAGCGCAUCGCCCUGCGACGCCUCUUCGACAGCGUGGCCGGAAGCGACGAGGAGGUGGACUGGCAGGAGCUUAAGCGCAUUCUGGACCACUCAAUGCGCGAUGUUAUGAUGGGCACUGAUGGCUUCUCCAAGGAUGCUGUGCGCUCAAUGGUGGCCAUGCUGGACAAGGAUCGCUCUGGCCGCCUGGGUUUCGAUGAGUUCGAGGCUCUGCUGACGGACAUUGCCAAGUGGCGGGCCGUCUUCAAGCUGUACGACACCCGGCGUACCGGCAGCAUCGAUGGCUUCCAUUUGCGCGGAGCCCUCAAUUCGGCUGGCUAUCAUCUGAACAACCGGCUACUCAAUGCCUUGGCGCAUCGCUACGGCUCCCAUGAGGGACAGAUACCGUUCGAUGACUUCCUGAUGUGUGCCAUCAAAGUGAGGACCUUCAUCGAGAUGUUCCGCGAACGGGACACGGACAAUUCCGAUACGGCCUUCUUCAACCUGGACGAUUGGCUCGAGCGCACCAUAUACUCAUAGACAAAUGGAGGCCAGGCCACAAUAGUUGCAAAUACAAUCGCUUUCAAUUGAUACUAAUCUAAUCCUAAGUGCCACAUUUACUUAAUCCACAUUCUACACAUGAUGCUGCAUGAGAAAAUACAGAACCAUGACGUUACUUGUACAACCCUCAGAUGGAGAUACAGUCAUACACCAUGCCAACUAAUGAAUCUUAUCAAACGACUAAAACCGGAAAUAAUGUGCGGUAAUUGAAGGGACCUUGAAAUAGCUCGAGGUGGCGAUACACGAUAAACGCCACAAAACCCAAUGGUGCUUUGUAUACAACACAGACAGUCGUUCAUAUAUUAAAAACUGUAUAUACUAGACGCUUUAUAGAGCGCUUUUAAUACGUCUGCUGGAGGGAUGACUAAGAGUAAACAUAAAAAAUUCUUCUAGGCAUUUUAUGCACCUCAUUUAAAGCCGGAAAUUUGCCAGUACAAACUGAAAUCCGCAUUACUAAUCCAUUACAUACGCUACGAGAUCCUCGUACAGCCAUUAAAUAUUCUAUAAUUAAGUCAAUAUUUACUACAUAUAAAAUCCAUAUAUGUAAAUUUUGUAUUUGUUCUAAUAUUAUUGCAAUCUCUGAACCGACAACCGCCGUUUUUGUUCAGGUGAUAAACUGAGACGAACAAUGCUCCCUUUUUGUUACUACGUAUGUAUGUAUGUACAUAUGUACAUAUUUGAAUAAAAGUUGGGAAGUGUUUGGAGAGCGCAAUACGAAGCGACUCAAUUACUCAUCGAAUCAUUGUAAUCCUAAAGAGAAUAAGCAAAGCCCAGUAUCGUUAAAUUUAAUCAAUGAAAUCAUCAGAAAAGUUGUAUUAAUGAUCCGAUUAGAAAUCUCAAAAUGUCAAACUAUCGAAUGUAAACUUUUUUCUAUGUGUAAUAUUUUUGAUAAAUGUAAAACUAACUUCGAAAGAGGCUAAGCCUUUGGAAACUUGCGAACAAACUAACGAAAAAAAUACCCAAAAAUAUUGUUUGUAAUCUUAUUGUUAUUGUCUUUAAAUGAUGUUGUUGUGUGCUGAUGUUUUUUUAAAUAAACUGCAGAUUUGCGAUUA
Messenger RNA from Drosophila persimilis, 3980 nucleotides. RefSeq names its product calpain-B. The transcript has 2 exons. Gene Ontology annotation, biological process: proteolysis. Gene Ontology annotation, cellular component: cytoplasm. The record is from RefSeq and is a predicted model, not a curated record. Gene Ontology annotation, molecular function: calcium-dependent cysteine-type endopeptidase activity; calcium ion binding. Bases 130 to 2907 code for a protein of 925 amino acids. Lineage: Eukaryota; Metazoa; Arthropoda; Insecta; Diptera; Drosophilidae.